This is a messenger RNA of Drosophila busckii, 1007 nucleotides long. RefSeq lists its product as uncharacterized. The transcript is spliced from 2 exons. NCBI's taxonomy places the organism in Eukaryota, Metazoa, Arthropoda, Insecta, Diptera, Drosophilidae. The record is from RefSeq and is a predicted model, not a curated record. Bases 217 to 975 code for a protein of 252 amino acids.
CUAGUGAAGUGCACCUGGCUUAUCAUUUAUACCGUUACCGUUAUUGCCGCAAUCGUAUGUGAUUUUUUAGUUAAGCAGUAGCACUAAGCAUACAAUACAUACAGCUUGCCGUUAUCAAAUAGCAAGCUAUACAUUUUUUUCGUAUAUUUUUACUAACUAGCUAAUUUUACGAAGUUUAUAUUCCAAAUUACGAAAGUUAUAUUUUUAUAGUCAAUCAUGGAGAGCUUCAGUUCGCUGGUCAAAGCGCAUAAAGAUUCUUUAAAAAAUAUUAUUAUGGCAUUCUCCUAUUUGAAGCUGUUGCGAGACUUGGCAGCGGUUGUCAAUCAAAGCUUACAGCUAAGCGAUAGUACAAUACCGUUAAUUACCCUGAUGGGCGCCGCUUUGAUAUCCAUACUAGUAAUGCGUGUGGCGCAGCUGCGUAAUGAUCGGGAUUUGUUUCAUCUGUGCUACUCCACCUCGAUGUUAAAUAUGUGCUUCUUGCUGAUAUUCAAAGCAUGUUCAGGCUCCAAAAACUUCCGAAUGUGGCCCAGAUCCCUGUUGCUUAUGUUGCUGACCGUGAGCGGCAUAUGGUAUUCGCUUAUUGAUGAUACAAACAUCUCGGAAAAUCUGUUGAGCAUGGGUUUCACACUGAUAUCGUCAAUACUCAUUCUUCAUGGCAUGAGGCAGGACCACCAAAACCACGAAGUGCCGUCAACUUGCUUCAUAAGUGUGAUCAUGAGCAUUGUCCGAGUACUCCACGGCAUUUCAUUAGCGGACACGUUGUUCAUCUAUCAGAAUCUUUGGCUGCUGUUUCUGGAGCUGCUGAAGAUAUGCGUACUGAGAAUGAAGCGCAAUACUGCUACCCACAGCUCGAGCUCUACGCAUCCCAGAUACGGAAAUUGUUACUUUUGCGGUCGUCAAGGCAUCAUAGUCCCAUUAGUACAUAGGCAGCCGCAAUCGAUACUGACAUUUACGAAUAAUAAAUCAAAAUAUUAAAGACAGCAAUUGCAGUCACAGUCAGUUGCCCA